This is a messenger RNA of Aureobasidium subglaciale EXF-2481, 1386 nucleotides long. RefSeq lists its product as uncharacterized. Gene Ontology annotation, molecular function: 6-phosphofructo-2-kinase activity; fructose-2,6-bisphosphate 2-phosphatase activity; ATP binding. Bases 1 to 1386 code for a protein of 461 amino acids. Gene Ontology annotation, cellular component: cytosol. Gene Ontology annotation, biological process: fructose 2,6-bisphosphate metabolic process; fructose metabolic process. The record is from RefSeq and is a predicted model, not a curated record. NCBI's taxonomy places the organism in Eukaryota, Fungi, Ascomycota, Dothideomycetes, Dothideales, Saccotheciaceae. The transcript is spliced from 3 exons.
AUGCGCAAAGUGCCCGAUGGUCAAAUGAUGCGACCCAACAGGAAGACUAACGGAAGCGGUGUUCAGGCACAGGAAACCCGGAUCUGUGUGGUCAUGGUCGGUCUUCCAGCCAGAGGAAAGAGUUUGAUAGCUCAGAAAGUUGUUCGCUACCUUCGCUGGCUCUCGAUCGACGCAAAGACCUUCAACGUAGGCCAAUACCGUCGCACAAACACACCGAACCCGUCAGCCGAAUUCUUCGACACUAGCAACGCCGAGGGCGAGAGAAUGCGCAAAGCUGCCGCCGAAGCUGCCGUGACCGACAUGCUGAAAUGGUUCGACAACGGUGAAGGUCUUGUCGCAGUCCUCGAUGCCACAAACUCGACAAAAUCGCGAAGAAGAUGGAUUCAAGACCGAUGCGAUGCCGCCAAUGUACAAACCAUGUUUGUCGAGUCGAAAUGCGACGAUGAAGACCUCGUCAUGUCCAACAUUAAAGAGGUCAAGACCACGUCUCCCGACUACCUUGGGCAGGAUCCCGAAGUUGCUGCAAAGGAUUUCAGAAAAAGAAUCAGAAACUACGAAAAGGUGUACGAGACAUUGGACGAAGACGAAGCCGACCUCACAUACUGCAAAUUGAUCGAUGUUGGACACCAAGUCAUCAUCAACAAGAUCAAGGAUUACCUGCAGUCCAGAGUUGUCUACUACCUAAUGAACCUGCACAUCAAGCCACGUUCCAUCUGGCUGUCACGACACGGCGAAUCGGAGUACAACUUGACAGGUAAGAUUGGCGGAGAUGCCAACAUCAGCGAAAGAGGUCAGAUGUACGCCAAGAAGCUGCCCGAGAUCGUCAAGCAAAGUGCAGGAGACCUUGAGCUCACAGUCUGGACUUCGACGUUGAAGAGAACUAUUCAGACUUCGAGAUUCUUGCCCUUUGAGAAACUGUCGUGGAAGGCACUGGACGAGCUGGAUUCUGGUGUUUGCGACAGCUUGACGUAUGCAGAGAUUGAGGAAAGGUAUCCUGCAGACUUCAAGUCUCGCGACGAAGACAAAUACAACUAUCGCUACUUGGGUGGUGAAAGUUACAGAGAUGUAGUCAUCCGCUUGGAACCUAUCAUCAUGGAGCUGGAGCGUAGCGAAAACAUUCUUAUCGUCACACAUCAAGCAGUGCUGAGAUGCAUCUAUGCUUACUUCAUGGGCGUCGACCAGGCGAAGAGUCCUUGGAUGGAGGUUCCUCUACACACAUUGAUCAAGCUUUCGCCCAGAGCAUACGGCACGCAAGAGGAGAGAUACUCGGCCAAGAUCCCCGCAGUGAGCACCUGGCGUGGAAAGGGAUCAAGUGCGCAGCACUCAGAUCCUGGCCCUGGUGAAGGGACGGUGGAUAUUGAGGUGAACGGAAAGCCGGUCAAAUAA